UUGUCCAUACACCCCUCUCCUCCUCCUCCUCCUCCUCCUCCUCCUCCUCUAUUACAAUCCUAACAAGUAGACCAAAACCAUAAAUGGAGGAGCUAUGGCGAGACAUCGCCCUCUCCGCCGUCACCGCCGCCACUGCCUCCACCUCUCUCGAUCUCGGCACGUCGAAUCCGAGCUGCGACGACGCGAGCCUGCAAGACUUCCUCGCCGGCCCGCUGAACCGCCCGCUCGUCUUGCCGCCGCCGACGCCGCUGCCGCCGUCUCCCGCCGAAGGGCUCGGCCUCUGCCUGAACUCCGCGCCGGCAGACUUCAACGACACUAACGCCAGCAUGACGGCUGCUGCGCCACCGCACGCCCCGCAAUUCGAUGCGUAUUUCUGCCCCGCCAACAGCAGCUCCGGCUUCAGUAGUACCGGCGGUAGUAGUACCAGAGACCACCGGCACAAGCGCAUGAUCAAGAACCGGGAGUCGGCCGCACGCUCCCGCGCCCGGAAACAGGCUUAUACCAACGAGCUCGAGAUCGAGGUCGCCCAUUUGCUCGAGGAGAACGCCAAGCUCAAGAAACAAUAUGAGGAGCUUGCAGUGGCAGCUGCUCAACUCCUACAAAAACACUCACCAAAGAAGCUCCUCAUCACCAUUUUGAGAAAGUGUAAGGUAUAAGUUGUGAAGAGCACAAAAGAGGGGCACAAAAUGAAACUCUUCUUUCACAAAAGUAGAAAAGAGGUAUUUUAGGCUAUGUUGUUGCAAUAUAAAUAUAUAAGUGGUAUAUAUAUUACCCAAUUUAGUUAGUUUUUUUUUCUUUCUUUUUCUUUUUAUUUUCAGUGGAACAUAUAUAUUGACUAUAUUUUGCAA
Molecule: messenger RNA, 848 nt
Organism: Ananas comosus (pineapple)
Lineage: Eukaryota; Viridiplantae; Streptophyta; Magnoliopsida; Poales; Bromeliaceae
Product: bZIP transcription factor 27-like
Exons: 3
Coding region: 84-656 (190 amino acids)
Biological process (GO): positive regulation of DNA-templated transcription
Cellular component (GO): nucleus
Molecular function (GO): DNA-binding transcription factor activity
Source: RefSeq, a predicted model, not a curated record